Molecule: messenger RNA, 987 nt
Organism: Salpingoeca rosetta
Lineage: Eukaryota; Choanoflagellata; Craspedida; Salpingoecidae
Exons: 7
Coding region: 298-987 (229 amino acids)
Cellular component (GO): plasma membrane
Molecular function (GO): ATP binding; ATP hydrolysis activity
Source: RefSeq, a predicted model, not a curated record
CGUCAUCUGAUGGUGACAGUGGUGAGAUGACGGCGAUGGUGCGAUGUGGGGUUGCAGGCGAUUGCUGUGCACGCUGCACCCACGCACACCCGCUGUUAGCCUCAUCGCCUUGCAGUGUGUUGCUUCCAAUGCUCAUGGCUCACUCGCUCCUCGCCACCUCCUCGUUGCCGUUGCACUUCAUUUCUUUUUCCUCCUCGACACCAUUGAUAGCAGAUCCAGCGCAAGUGACGUGCAAGAAGACAGAGAUUGGAGGAUCCUGUGUUUGUGGAGCUGUUGUAGUUGCAACCACACGCCACGAUGGCAGAGACCUGGCGCCUGGCUGCGCAGGAGCCAACCAUUGUGAUUGAUGUGGACCGCACGUUGAUGGAAACGUCGAGCACGGACGAUCCUGCGACUGAACAGCGCGAGAGGAACAGGGAUCACAUUGGCGUGGUGCUUGCUUCGAAUGAGGAGGGUGAUGACAGCUCUGAUCCAAGGCAAUGCUCCACGUUCUCCACCUCUAAAGGCAAGGCACCCACAGUCUCCUUCCACAACCUUCACUACUACGUGGAGGUGGGCAAGAGCAAGCCUCGGCUGGAGAUCCUCAAGGGCAUCAGCGGCGUGUAUGGCGGCGGCGAGGGCGAGCUGAUUGCAAUCAUGGGCCAGUCUGGCGCAGGAAAGACAACGCUGCUGAAUAUCCUGGCCCAACGCGCGUCGGGCGAAGUCGAAGGCCGUGUUAUUGUGAAUGGGGCACCACUUCGCCGCUCAAACGCAAAGAAACUCAUCGGAUACAUCCACCAGAACGACGAGCACUUCCCCGAGCUGACCGUCUUUGAGACGCUGCUGUUUAUGGCUGGGCUGACGAUGCCUGCAAGCACAGCAUCGGAGCGCCACGAACGAGUGCUGGACGUCAUGGCCUGUCUCAACCUGGCACAGGUCUGCCGAAGAGAGGGGAGGUGGUGGUGGGGUGGUGGGGUGUUGGAACUGCAAUGCGAUGUGGGAGACUGA